AUGGCUACACCAGCGCUGCAACCUGGCAAUGUGCGCUUCCACUCAUCAUCAAAGCCAGGUUUAUUGCAAGGGUCGACCUACAAAGCAACUUUCGUGCAGAACAUAGGCACAUCAAACAAUGUCGCCAGCGAUGCCCUAACCUCCACCAAAAGUUUUCAUGUCAAGAGUACCCCGUAUACCCUCGACAAGUCUGCCAUCCACUCGGUAUACCCGCCCUCAGGGCAUGCAGAUUAUCUGAAUGUUCUCCCCCAUGUCGUGUUCAAUAACCCAGGCACACCGUUUCUGCAUCCAACACCAUCACCGUGGCUCGCGGUCUUGGUUUUCGUGGAGGAGGAGUUAACGCCUCCAGACGAAAGGCUCUUCACCAUAAACGCAGUUUUGCCGACCGAUGAAAAUCUCCAUCGUACCGCCACACUUGCGUAUGAGGUGUCCAUCAAGAACUUGAUAACGAAGAUCAAUACGACAAACACAGUCCAGCAUCCAAUCCCCACCACAGAUGCUACCUCAACCGAUAAGACCGUGGUUCCAUUGAUCCUCCUUCCUCCGCAGCUCUUCUCGUCAUUGUUUGGCACUUACAACACGAAUGAGACGACCAUCAAUGUCGACGAGGAGAGUCCAAGUCUGGCUCGCUUUUCCCUUCUCAGUCAUGUGAGGAACUUCAGUACUACGAACCAAGCCAACAGUGCCUCCGAUGGGCCCGACCAGUGCGCUGUCACCACCUCGCCUCGGACUGGCGCCCCCUUUGAUCUUCAAGCUCCAAUCACUGUGUACGCGCAUCUCGUGUCACUCUAUGGCGUCCACGAACAUAUGUCAGUUCAGCCGAUUGACAGUUCCAAAUCGACUGCUCUGGUAAGUCUUUACAGCUGGAGCUAUACCUGCCUGCCAAACGACAGACAAUCUCUACGUGAGACUUUCGAGGCAUUGGGUCAAUCUCUGCAGCCGCUACGUCCCCUCGAUGCCUCCAUCAGCAUCCCCAAAAGCCCCACCACGCCUGUGGAUGAUUGGGUGAGAAGCCGGUUAUUGAUGGGGUAUAGCCUUGUUCGCCGUAGAUUGGAGACAGGAGAAGUUGUCCCUGCCGUGCAACGUGGCUUCCUCACUGCCUCUAAAACAAGUCCUAUUGACUUUCCUCCCUCCGACAUCGGCUCCGACCUUGCCAUCGUGGAUGAGCAUACGGGCAUGCUCGACGUAACAUUCCAAUUAGCCUGGGAAUUGGGAAGGACGGCAGCAACGUCUGAUCGAGCAGUAUCUGCAGCACUUAUGAGACUGCGAGCCAGCGCUCACAGUCGGGCCUUGAUACAAGCGAAGCAACAGCGCGAUCCGGGCUUUCUCACAGCUACAGACACGGUCUCAAAUCAAUUGAGCGCUGUCAGUACAUUGACCACCAAGGUUGCAGGCCUAUCAACAGUGACUGAGUUCUUCCUAGAUAGAUGGCAGAAGACAGGGUUGCAAACGCCUCUCAAGACUCAGCUCUCCUUUCGUGACGUAGACACUCAGGCACAGUAUAUCAAUUUGCUGCAGCCAGGGUUGUUAGAUCUUGCGAAUGCAGUCCCUCCCACGGUGGCAGCAAAUACACACGAUGUAAAUCUUCGCGGCGUGAAUGAUGUCGUACCGUACAAUGAGGAGAACUCACCGGUGUCAUCGGACUACGCGAUACUGCUGAGUUGGUGCAAGGAACGAUGGUUUUUAAAGGGCAUUCCAAUCCUCAACAUCAUUCCCGAUCCAAGCUUCAUACCAAAGGAGAGCUUGCGAACGUUUUAUACUGACCAAAGCUGGUUCAAGGCUUACAUUGAUGGUGCCAUCUCGAUUGCCGAGCAUUAUGAUGAAGGAGACACACUGCGUGAGUCAAUCAAGACUAGCAUUGACACCUACUUGAAGACACCCCUACCGAGUGGUCAGCUACCUGCGAUUCCUACUUGGGGCCUAAUGAUGCGAUCACAAAUUGUGGCCAAGUUCCCAGAUCUACGGGUAUCAGCGCCGUGGCCACCAAUCAACGGUGUAGUGCCAAAUAGACCAGAGAUUCUUCGACUAGAGACAUUGGACACGGAUCUUCUCGUCAUGCUGUUCGAUCGGGAACCUGGUCAUAAUACUUUUCAGGGCGGCAUAUCCUUUCACCCGCCAGAGCACCAACUGACCUCAAUGUUUGGAGAGCUUGACGGGGCACCGAACAACAUCGUCACUUUGGCCUGGGCUACUAUCUAUCGAGACUUGCAAGCUGCAGAGAAUGACGGACCAAGCGGCUAUCAGCAUCCUCCGGCAGACACCAAGAUCGAUCUUAUGAGCACCGAGGGCAAUCUGAUUUUUGACAAUCACAUACGAAGCCUGAUUACGGAUAGAUACGUCAAUUUCGCGCAGCAACAGGUCUCCAAAGGAGUCGGAGACCCCAAUAAUGUAUCUGCUGCCACCUCUGCGCUCGUCGCCUCACAGUUGUUGGCCCGUGUUCCCGAGCUAUUGCUUCAAGAACCCUCACGUGCCAGGGGAAUCCCUGUUCUACCCGGUCCAGGAUCAAUCAUCUCCACUAAACCCCGCCCGUGGCAGCCGCCAGGCACACUCAGCCCCAUUCAGAUACCCAUGAAUCCAAUUCCCAGCCAUACUGAUACCCCUCCCAAUCCUCCGACCGCAAAAGCAGCCAGCCAAUUCAACCCCAUCAUCGAAGCCAUUGCCCGGACUGACUUGCAACGGGAUAACGAUGCUGUCAUCAGAGCAGCGCUCUUCCCGCCCCAAGGCGUCAACGACAUUCCUAUUCAGUCUUUGCAGCCCAACGCUAUACAAUCCGGUGACUUUCCGGUCUCGCUCAAUACUCAAAUUUUCAACAUUCGCUGCCCAUACUUCAAUACCAAGUCUAAUGCUUGGCAAUACAAGUAUGCACUCGUCGACACAAUCCCCAGCUCUCUAGGUCUUGUUACCGACCUCCACGUGCAAAAUAUCUCAGUCUCAACCAGCCAGUCCUAUCUAGCGAAAGCAGAAUUUCAAUUUCCGAUCGGCACGACUCAGCAUGGCCUUGUCGAAUCCUUUCCCACCAUUUCUGCUACGAACCCGGUCUCCAAAUCCGGCAGCGAGUACGACAAGCGUCUAAAUUUCGCCGGUACUUCCCUGCCCAACGUACGUUAUGUGGGCACAGGAAACAGGUGGCUUGUGCGCACUUCCUACACUGCCGAGACAGACUCCACCCCGGGCUCCUUCGGGGUCACGCUGAUCGCCAAUAACGGCAACCUCGAUAAUCCAGGCGCAGACGAAGGGUAUUGGGACGUCAACGCGAGUGGGGGACGCCAGAAGAUCUGA
Bacidia gigantensis is the source of this 3279-nucleotide messenger RNA. RefSeq lists its product as uncharacterized. The transcript has 3 exons. NCBI's taxonomy places the organism in Eukaryota, Fungi, Ascomycota, Lecanoromycetes, Lecanorales, Ramalinaceae. The coding region runs from base 1 to 3279 and encodes 1092 amino acids. The record is from RefSeq and is a predicted model, not a curated record.